AUGUCAGCAAAUGAAAAAGAAAAAAUCCUCCCAAAAGAAGAACUAUCUGAAAAGAAAUCCACAAAAUUAGACAAAACGAAGCAAAGUGACAUAAAGGAAAAAGUGUAUACAACCAGGCAAGUUGAAACUUCCGUAACUCUUAUCGAUAGUCCCGAAGCGGAUGUUGUAUUAGAAGCGUUGCUGUUUAUUUCAAAAUAUGCAGACAUUAGUAAGAACAAUUUGGCUGGCCUCAUUAAAAGCGGCAUAGUACAAAAACUAAUGAACAAUUGCACUAAAAACAUUUGCAUAUUGAGGCUGUCUCUCAGAUUGUUGUCAGUCCUUGUAAAUAUUGAAGAAGGUUUAUAUGAAAUUGAUCAGAACAAAUAUGACGAUCAAAUAAUAAGCAUUGCCAAUAUGUACAUGGAACACAAAGAUUCCCACGUGGAAGAGCUUGCUGCUGAAGUACUUGCGAAAAUUGCAAGUUCUUGCCGAAUUACUACUCUUAUUUUCAAAGUGAAACUCCUCAUUCCAGUAUUCGAGAACAUGAAGAAUUCAAAGAAUGUUAAUUUGUUAUAUCAUUCAAUGCUUUUGUUCUGCGAGCUGAUUGAAGCUCCUGCAGCUGUGUCCGCACUUGCUGAACACAAUUCCUGCGAUUUAAAUAUUAUCGUAACGCAUCUGAGUAGCAAGGACGAUAAAAUAUCCAAUUUGGCGUUGAAUGUUUUUGAAAAACUUUCCACAUAUGGCCUGCCUUUUAUCCAAGAUACUUUACGAAUAAUAUCUCUGAUGGAAAAAAUGUUUACGAUUAUUAUGAACGAUGAAAAAGAACAACAACAUGUAAAUGCCAUUCAAAUAGUUCAAAAUUGCUUAAACUCCAGUGAAACCAGCAGCUAUUUUGUUGAAUCCGUUGAAUUCUUAGAACUAUGCCAAUGGGUAAAAACAUGUCAUCCAAAAUAUCUGCUGCCGUUAAUAGAAGUCUUCAUAAAGCUGACUGGCAUUCCGGAGCUAAAGCAAAUUCUAUUUGACCUAUCAGUUGAAGAGUCGAUUUUAUUUUUCUUCAGAUACAAAAAUAAGCAAGUACUUAAUAAAACGUGUGUGGCAAUUUCUAACAUGACAACCCACAAAUAUUGCUGCGAAGCAAUGUUGACGCCGGUGGUUGCUGGUGAUCUAAUUGAAAUGCUUCAGCGACAAAAUGAUGAAGAAGAUCCAUAUAACGAAAUUGCUUUGAAAACAGUAUUUUUCUUCAUACGUAGAAAUAUCAAAGCCUUGGAUGUUUUUCUCCAGAACCGUUUAAAAACUAUUUUAUUGGACUUUUUCUAUAACAAAAUUUCGAAGCUCAGUCCUGAUGGUAUCUACAUGGUUUUGGAAAUAUUGUACAAAUGCUUGGUUCACCCUAAGUAUCAGGAAGAGUUCGCUACUGAAGAUAUUUUAAGAGAAAUUUUGAACCACUUGCAAUCGCCACAAGUGAAAAUAGCAACAAUUUGUUGUGAAAUUAUGGCGAGUGUUGCCUCUUUGGACACAUUCAGAAGGAUUUUUAUGGGAAAUAAAGGUCCUAAAAUAUGCGUUGAAAUCUUGAGUAGUACUGAAGAUCUUAAUUUGCUUACACAAAAUUUAUAUUUGAUAUUUUCCUGUCUCAUAUAUGAAGAUGUGGCAAUGGCUUUCCUGCACAAUGGUUUAUUGACUGAAUUGAAGAAUUUUAGUGACUAUGUUGUACAACAAAUUCCAUUUUGCAACAGAGUCAAAUGCUUAGCGCUAAACUAUUAUCAACCUAUUAAGUUUUAUGAAACAGGUCUAUUGGAAAUAACUAAUAAACUGCCUAACAAAUUCUAUAUUAUAAACGGUCAAUGGAAUGGCCCCUUUCCGUUUUUGAGAAUAUUGGACAUGAUGAAAGUUUCGCCAUACCCAACUAUUUAUAUAGUGGACUACUCUUACGAAGUGAAAAAAGGCUUAAACCCCGAAAUCGAAAGUCAAAUUAGCUUACGUUCUUCAGAAAGUACAAUCUCGAGCUUAAGUGUGUCCUCCACCUUGCGGAGUUCCCGUGGAACAUCACUAACAGAGAUUCCGUCUGCGAUAGACAUUAAUUAUGGAAAAGUAUCCAGUGAUGUUUUUUUACCUAGAUAUAUUUAUCAUAUCAGAAAAUAUGAUCAAUUUUUAGAAGGUCCUAUGAAAAACCGGAUUAAGUUUUUAUCCGAAUAUGUAGACACGUUAUUAUCUGGCUCAAGAUCACAUGCUAGUGUGCCCGAAAAGAUUCAUGAAUACAAGCUCCAUAUACAGUGCCUCAAACACAAACUGGGCAAUAAUAUCAUUCCUAUAGGAUUUCUACGAUUAGGAUUUCAUUGCGAAAAAUCACUGCUUUUCAAGGCGCUGGCUGAUAAAAUUUGUAUACCUUGCUCCCUAGUUAAAGGCAGUUCUAGAAUAUAUUGGAACGAAGUAGCCCUACUUGAAAACAUCGACGGCUGUGAGAAAAUUAGAUUUUAUGUUGUAGACUUGAUUAACGAAGUGGGUGAACUAUUAUUAGUUGGGUCUAGAGAAGCUAGUAAAUAUUGUAACUUAAAUUAG
Dendroctonus ponderosae (mountain pine beetle) is the source of this 2535-nucleotide messenger RNA. Its product is annotated as armadillo repeat-containing protein 3. The transcript has a single exon. NCBI's taxonomy places the organism in Eukaryota, Metazoa, Arthropoda, Insecta, Coleoptera, Curculionidae. The record is from RefSeq and is a predicted model, not a curated record. Bases 1 to 2535 code for a protein of 844 amino acids.